GCUUUUCAUUCCUCUGCAAUGUGUGGCGCGUUUCUAUAAUUUGAGCUGCACAUUCCACAUCACAGAAUAGCUUCAGUUUGCAGAAGCGAAACCCAGCAAUUUGCUGUGCCUGUCCCUCCGAUGGCUGACAAGAGCAAGCAGGGAGAAAGAUGCCAGAUACAAUUGGGGCCUGGCUCCAUUCCCGACCACCCUGUUGGAUCGAAAUUUGUUCAGGAUCUAAAGUGCGCCCUUGAUCAGCAGGACCAGGAACGGGUGAGCCACCUCCUUCAGCAUCAUGUUAAAUGCGUGGAUGCCAUCAUCGAACUUUCCAAUGAUGACUGGAUGAAGGAUCCAUCUGCCCAACUGGACCCUCUCAUUUUGCUCGGGUAUGCACUUCCAGAUGACCGUUACGUUUGUCUUUACUCUUUCAUGGGAUGUGGGUGUCACUGGCAAGGUCUCUGGUCUCUGGAGUACAAGCAAGAGCUGACCAGCCCCCUGUGCAUCGCUGCGGGACAUGGCUACACUGACUGCCUGCAGUACUUGCUCCAACGAGGGGCCAAGCCCAACAUGAUUGUGGGGACCAAGAAUGCCCUCCAUGCAGCCUGUGAGAAUGCACACACGGAGUGUACGCAGCAGCUGCUAGAACACGGGGCUAACCCAAGACUGCUGACAGAGGACGGACUGUCAGCCCUGCACCUCUGCAACACCACGCAGACCUUUCGGUGUGCAAAGCUGCUGCUGAAAUACCGUGCAGAUGUCAACCAGUUGUCCGAGGAUCUGGAGACCCCCUUGCAUGUGGCAGCCAAACAGGGCCUUCACAAUCAUGUCCACCUCUAUCUCAGAUACGGGGCCACGGUGAACACCAUGAAUGGCCACCGGGAAUCCCCGCUGGGCUGCGCCUGCAGCAAUGCAUGGAGCCUGGAGAGUCAGGAGGACUACCUCCGAGUGUGCCAGGUCCUCAUCUUGAGUGGCGCCGACGUGAAUUCUGUGGAUGAUGAGAACCGCAGCCCACUGCACAAGGCAUCCAAGAAUGCCAGCUUCCAGCUGGUCCAGCUGCUGCUGAAACACAAGGCGGAUGUCAAUGCCAUUGACUACAAUGGGUGCUCACCCCUCGCCAACGUGAUCCAGACAGCACCUUUUAAGGGAGAACUGAAUCCCCACCGGACCGUCCAAACCUUACUCAACCAUGGCUCCCACAGGGUGUGGCCUGCUGCCUUCCCCAAGGUGCUGAAAAGCUGUGCAGACUCUCCCAAGACAAUCGAAGUUUUGUUUAAUUCAUAUCAACAAAUCCAGGUGACUGAAGAAUGGAUGGAGGCUGUCCCAGAAGAGUUAUUCCAGCUUCACCGGCCAUUCUAUGAGUCUCUCUUUGCUCUGGCCUGCAGUCCCCGCUCCUUGCAACACCUGUGCCGCUUCGCUGCCCGGAAACUGUUUGGUGCCCAAUGCCACGCCCUCAUCCCCAGGCUGCCAAUGCCAAAGUGUUUGCGUGCAUACCUACUCUUGGAGCCAGACGGCCUGGUGUGUUAAUCUCCUGCAUCGGUGAAGCAUUCUUCCAUCAUCCGUUUCAAAACAAAACAUAGCACCAACCGCAAAGUGUUUAAAGGACCGACUGGAGUCUCCAACAUUGGAACCGGAACAAAAAGGGUUAAGUUAUACCAACAAAGUUGCGCAGACUAGACUUGUAUUCCCUUCAGUAUAUGACAAUUAUGGGGUGAUCUAAUUUAGGUGUUUAAGAUUAUUAAGGGAGUUGAUAAGUUAAUGGAAACUAUCGCCCCCUGGUGAGUGACUCCAGAACAAUGGGUCACAGACACAAAAUCAGAACCAUGGAGGGUAAAUGGAGUUGAGCUUUGCAGUAGCACUGUUGAACUGACUAGCAGAACAGGCUUAAGGGGUUGAAUGGUUUUCUCCCAUUCCUAACUGCAGAAGACGUCACUAAUUCCAGCAGAAUAGUUGGAAUCACAAAGUAUUGGAGAGAUCUUUGACUUAAUGGAAGAUGCUUCCAGGUGCAAUUGGCAGGAAUGAUUUCUAAUGGUACUCAAACCAUCACCACCCAAGCAUUUCUGUAGUUGCAAAUAACUUUAUUUUUACCCCGGUUCCUGCACCUCUUCCCCAGGUCCGUUUAUCCAUUCACCUGCACAUCUCCAAGGGCUGGAAUCCCACACUCAAAGUCAGCAGGAACCUCUCCAGCAUCAGCUCAAGUGAUUGUCCCUCAAACUGCAGGUUAAAUAUGAACGUUUCAUAUCAACACAGUUUGUGGCUACACCAGAGAUUUAAAGUAAGAUUUGCAUUUAUAAAUAUUUUUAAACAGCUAAUUCAGGUAUGGUCUGCCACACCUCUGGCGCAGUUGGGAUUUGAAUUUAGGCCUCCAAGCCCAGACGUAAGGAUGCUACCACCCCACCACUAGAACCCUAAUACGUGCAUUUAUAUAGCACCUUUCACAGGUUCACAGCUUCCCAAAGUAUUUAAAGCCAAUGAAACACAAUUGUUGUUGGAAUUGCAACAGCCAGUUUGUAAACUCUCACAAACAGCAAUGCGAUAAUGAUUAGAUCAUCUGCUUUAGCGACGUUGAUUGAAAAAUACGUUUUGGUCACGACAUCAGGGAGAGUAGUCCUAACCUUUUUUUUCGAAAUUGUGCGGCAGGAACUUUCAUGUGCACUUGCGAGAGCUUAUGGACCUUAUUAAUUAGCUCAUUAGAGAGCAGUGCAGAAUUCACUCAGUGUUGCACAAACUACGAUUA
Messenger RNA from Chiloscyllium plagiosum (whitespotted bambooshark), 2713 nucleotides. Lineage: Eukaryota; Metazoa; Chordata; Chondrichthyes; Orectolobiformes; Hemiscylliidae. The record is from RefSeq and is a predicted model, not a curated record.